GAAAAGUCACCACGUUGUUUGGGAAGCUUCUCCGGUAUAGUUUUAGGGUUUUGUGUGAAUAAUUGGUGAAAUCGAUAAGUGCAUACAUGACAGAUUACUGAAAACUGAACAAUACACAAGAUGAAAAUUUGGAAGAGACUACUGCUACUGGGUCUUUUAGGGUCUAUAUUAACUACAUUAGUCCAAUGUGAAACUGAUGGUGCUGCUGAUGAUGAAGAUGAUGAUGGUGUUGUAGAAGUUGAAGAAGAUGAUUAUGAAGUUCCUAAAAGAGAGAAGCCUGUUUAUAAAAAACCAACAAUAAAAGGGAAUUCGUUUUUUUCUGAGCCAUUUCAUACUAAAGAUGAAUUUUCCAAAAGAUGGGUUCAAUCAGAAGCUAAGAAAGAUAGUACUGAUGAAUCUAUAGCUAAAUAUGAUGGUAAAUGGUUAGUAGAGGAACCAAAAGAAAAUCCUUUAGUUGGAGAUUUGGGAUUAGUUCUUAAGUCUAAAGCCAAACAUCAUGCUAUAUCAUCGAAGCUAGAUAAACCUUUUGAUUUCUCAGGAAAACCCUUUGUUAUGCAAUAUGAAGUUAAAUUCCAGAAUGGUAUGGAAUGUGGUGGUGCCUAUGUUAAAUUAUUGUCUCAAGGUGCGGAAAAGAAUCUGAAAAAGUUUCAUGAUAAAUCACCAUAUACUAUUAUGUUUGGUCCUGAUAAGUGUGGUAAUGAUCAUAAGCUACAUUUUAUCUUCAGACAUAAAAACCCUAAAACAGGAGAAAUAGAGGAGAAACAUGCUAAGAAACCCACCGCCAACAUAGAUAGUUAUUUCUCUGAUAAAAAAACUCAUCUUUACUCUUUAGUUAUCAAACCAGAUAAUACAUUUGAAGUUAAAAUUGAUGGUUCAGUUGUAAAUAAAGGUAGUUUAUUAGAAGAUGUCAGUCCACCUGUGAAUCCACCUAAAGAAAUAGAAGAUCCAAAUGAUAAGAAACCACAAGAUUGGGAUGAACGAGAAAAAAUUGCUGAUCCUGAUGCCUCAAAACCUGAUGAUUGGGAUGAGACUGAACCUGAAACUCUAGUAGAUGAAGAUGCUGAGAAACCAGAAGGAUGGUUAGAUGAUGAACCUAAAUUAAUACCUGAUCCUACAGCUGUUAAACCUGAUGAUUGGGAUGAUGAAAUGGAUGGUGAAUGGGAAGCUCCAUUGAUAGACAAUGACAAAUGUACCUCAGCACCAGGAUGUGGACCCUGGAAAGCACCUGUUAUUAAAAAUCCUAAAUAUAAAGGAAAAUGGUUUGCUCCAAUGAUUGAUAAUCCAAGUUAUCAGGGUAUCUGGAAGCCAAAAAUGAUCACCAAUCCUAAUUAUUUUGAAGAUAUUAAUCCUUAUCAAAUGACUCCCAUUUCAGCUCUAGGUCUAGAGUUAUGGUCUAUGACAGAUGAUAUAGUAUUUGAUAAUUUCCUGAUCACUGAUGAUUUAGAUGUAGCCCAAACCUGGUCUCAAUCUUCCUGGGUUAUUAAAAAUAUGGAAGAAAAAGCUUCAUCCGGUGGUUUGAGUUCUAUAUAUAACUCCAUCAUGGAUAUAACUAAAGAUAGGCCCUGGCUCUGGGCUGUAUUUUUAGUUGUUAUAGCCCUACCUAUAGUACUUAUAUUAGCUUAUUGUUGUUCCAAUUCCAACAAGUCUGAAGAUAUAGAUGCUAGAAAGAAGAAGACUGAUGAAGCUUCACCUGAUGAUAAACCAGAAGAAGAGAAAGAAGAAAAUAACUCUAAUAUAGGACCUAGUGGAGAUUCAGCUUCUCCUAAAAAAUCUAAAAAAUCAGAUCUCGAAACUAAUAAAGUAAGUCCUAAACAGUUCUUAAUGUUGGUAGAGCAUUUCAUAUGUCAUAUGUGGCAACAUUCAAGAUAA
Molecule: messenger RNA, 1869 nt
Organism: Lottia gigantea (owl limpet)
Lineage: Eukaryota; Metazoa; Mollusca; Gastropoda; Lottiidae
Exons: 20
Coding region: 121-1869 (582 amino acids)
Biological process (GO): protein folding
Cellular component (GO): endoplasmic reticulum; endoplasmic reticulum membrane
Molecular function (GO): calcium ion binding
Source: RefSeq, a predicted model, not a curated record